AGCAGUCUUGUCAUGGCGACGAGGUUGCAGGUCAUUGCGCGUAGUGAAAUGCUGUGAGUUUUGUCGUCUUCCUACCCUCUUUGCUUCUCAAGAGAAUGAUAAAAAACCGGCUUAACAGUGUCAGAACGAAAGAUAAAGAUGGAUACACGAGAAGAGCUGGAUGCAUCUGUUUUAAAAGCGAACAGGAAGAGGAGGUGCUUUUAGUUUCGAGCUGUCGACAUCCUGGUAGAUGGGUUGUUCCUUCUGGAGGAGUCGAACCUGGUGAAGACUCAAAAGAAGCUGCUAUUCGUGAAGUUGUAGAAGAAGCUGGAGUUCGUGGGACACUUGGUCGUUUUGUUGGAGAAUUCCAGAACGAUGUAAACCAAACUCGAACGGCAGUUUACGUCUUAAUUGUCACAGAAAUGCUCGAUAAAUGGGAAGAAGAUCGCACCAGGUCUUGGUUUCCCAUAGAGACUGCUAAAGAAAUGUUAAAUGCCAAACCAUAUCAGCAACAAUACCUGACUAAAGCUUGUAAAGACAGGUGACAAAGCAAGCCCAACCAGAAGAGUUGGUUUGUAUUGUCUUAAUGUUGAAGCAGUGAAGAGUGUCUUCGUGAAAUUAUGUAGUCAAAGUUUUGAUUUUUUUGUAUCUUACUUUUCAAGCUUGUGCCUCUGAGAGGAGUGAUGAAUAUAUUUAUCUCCUUGAUUAUGUUGAAUUGCUAAUAAAACUGUAUAAUUACAGUUAAUUAGUUCCAUGGUUACCUAUAACCGUUUAACUCCCAUGAUUUUCCUGUACAACAUCUAUACAAUAUCAUCAAACAGAUGAGUGUCAAAGAGAAAGAAAAAUAUGAAGAGGACGAUUAAUUGAUGCAAUACCAAAUUCUCUUAAGUAUCAUCUUCAAAAUUGUACUACAAACAGUAAGGAGAAUUGCUAUUUAGAUCUUGGGAGCAAAGGGGUUAAUAGAAAUCAGAUCUAGCUGGUCUCGACACUAACUUUUCAACUUACUAGCCAAGCGGCUAGUGACAACCUAGAUGUUACACCAAUUUCAGUUUGUUUACUAGCCAAACUGGCCAGUGGAAAUCAAUAACCACCAGCCAAAACGGAUUUUUCUACUAGUCUGUGGCUACUGUUAGUGUCAAGCCCUGUCUUAGGAAUGAAAGGGUUGAGAGCAACUAAUGAAGUGUUUUAGUCAUUUAAAGAAAUUAGUAAAAUGUAUCCAAAGGAAAAAAAUAUCUUUUAUCUCACGGACAAACAUACAGAUGCAGAGUAACCUCCAAAAAGAGAAAUUAUCAGUAUGCAUUGUUAGAUAAUUAUAUUUUCAUACCUUAAGACAAUACAAUUUUCUUUUGAUUGGUUUUUUAGAUAAAUGGCUUGUUCAUUCAAGCUUUGAUGAAUAGUAGUUUCUAGUACUCUAUGAUGUUUGAAUUUUGUUUAGUAGUUUGUUUGUAUGUGUAAUUUACUCAAAACUCUUCAAGUCCCAAGAGUUACCAACUAGCAUGUUAAGUUUGGUAAUACAAUACUUAUGCAUAGUCCAGAAAAGUGGUUGUGUGAAUAAGUAACAAACAUAAAGGGGUAAUGGUCUUUUCACCCUUAACCCCAAAGAGCGACCAGCAUGUAAGUUCUCCUUACAGUUUCAACCCUCAAACAUUAAGUUCAUGAGAGUAAAGGAAACAAUUACCAACUAUACAGGGACUGCGGAGGGGGAAUGGCUGCGGCUCCACUUUUUGUGCUAAAAGAAAAAUAAUUAGGAAUUUCGGUAUCUUCACUAAUGCCAACCUUUAAAGAGCAAUAACUACAGUAUGCAAAGUCACGCGACAGAAACAAAUUAAAUACUAUGAUUUUAUUCCUUUUUUGAUUUUCAAUAUGAAAAAAUUAUUUUCAAUUGUCAGCCCUCCCACUUUACACCUUGCUCUGCGGUCUCUGCUAUAGACUGAAGCUCUUGAUUGUUAAACAAAUUCUCCUUGUCAGAACUUUAGGUAAUGUAUGGAGAAUUUGCAUGCUGAUGCGAGAGUGUAAAGGUUAAAUUUUCUAAAUGAACAUUUGUGCUUAUUGGGAAUGGAGGGGUAAGCUUGGUUCCAGAUGCGCCUGAAACACAGUGUGUAUCCAGUUCUUUUUCUUCUAUAAUGCACUGUAGCUGACAAGGGAUAUCAUAGUGCCUAAGAUGUAUCAGGAUUUUUUCCUAUCCAAAAGAAGUAAAAUGUAAUAUAAUGAUC
Molecule: messenger RNA, 2192 nt
Organism: Stylophora pistillata
Lineage: Eukaryota; Metazoa; Cnidaria; Anthozoa; Scleractinia; Pocilloporidae
Product: diphosphoinositol polyphosphate phosphohydrolase 1
Biological process (GO): diadenosine hexaphosphate catabolic process; adenosine 5'-(hexahydrogen pentaphosphate) catabolic process; diphosphoinositol polyphosphate metabolic process
Cellular component (GO): cytoplasm; nucleus
Molecular function (GO): bis(5'-adenosyl)-pentaphosphatase activity; bis(5'-adenosyl)-hexaphosphatase activity; endopolyphosphatase activity
Source: RefSeq, a predicted model, not a curated record